Molecule: messenger RNA, 2400 nt
Organism: Phaeoacremonium minimum UCRPA7
Lineage: Eukaryota; Fungi; Ascomycota; Sordariomycetes; Togniniales; Togniniaceae
Product: putative endo-beta- -glucanase protein
Exons: 1
Coding region: 1-2400 (799 amino acids)
Biological process (GO): cell wall organization; carbohydrate metabolic process
Cellular component (GO): extracellular region; fungal-type cell wall; cell surface
Molecular function (GO): glucan endo-1,3-beta-D-glucosidase activity; 1,3-beta-glucanosyltransferase activity
Source: RefSeq, a predicted model, not a curated record
AUGCCUCGCUACUCAUUCGACUCCGAAUCCGCGGAGAGAGAACCCCUUGAAAACCAGUACUCCUACUCCCCUCAAUCCCGCCAGCCAUACCGCCAGCAACAGCAGCAACAACAACAGCAACAACAACACUACCAACAAUAUCAGGACUCUCCAGACUACCGCUACCACCAGAACGAUAACAACAACAAUAACAACGGUCAGGCACAGUACCAGCAGCAGCAACAACAACAAAAUUACGGCUCCCCCACCCGCUCAGAUCGUCCCGGUGCACACCCAGAUUCACACUUCGGUCGCUUGCGUCAAGAAAGGCGCCUGAGCCGUGACCGCUCUGCUAGUGGUGGUCCGUCGUAUCUUGCGACUGGAGCCGCCGCCGGGGCAGCAGCAACCAGUGCUCAGUACAGUGACGCAGUCUCUCCCAUAUCACCGCCGCAGCCCCCACCUCAUCGUGACGCCGACGGCCGGUACUGGGGCCAGGAGUUAGGCUACGGCACUGGGCCCCAGAGUAACAUCACUCCAGGUGCGGACAACUUUGGCGAGGCAGCAGCCGGUGGCUUGUCCGGUGUUGCUUACAGUGUUGCAGACCGGCAUCCCCGAGAAAGCGGCGUCGAGGCCAUGAGCGGCCCGAAUUAUCCUCAGCAGGCCUACCAGAGCCAACAGCAGCAGCAAUAUGGCAGGGGAGCUGGUAAUGGCCCAUACGGCAACGAUCAAGCAUCACAGGGCCUACACCCAGCGGCCUAUGCAGCAGGCUACACGGGCGACCGAAACUCACACUCGAGCCUUGCAGGCCUCAACGCCGCUGCUGUACCACCAGGGGCCGCCUCGCCGGGCAUGAGGACGCCCUCCAGGAGCCCUCACCGUGCUUACAAUGAUUUGUAUUCCGAUGAUCCAUACCAAGGCUACUCAGGGAUGCCCAAUCCCAGCCUGGGCGUGGUGAACCCUCACGAUAUUGAAGACGACGGUGACGAAGGUCUUGAAUAUGGGCGGCGCGGCCAUCGAACAAGCAUGCUCAGCCUCGGUGGCUCAAGCAAUCGGAGUGGUCACCAUGGGACUGCGGCUGCGGCUGCAGGUGCAGGUGCUGGCGGAGCUGCUGCUGGUGCGGGCGUCAUGGGUGCCUUGGGCGGUCUCGUGGGACGAAACGCUGCGGGACGGAGCGGUGGGCCUAGUGGGCAGUAUGACCCCGUCCACAAUGGUAGUACCGGCUACCAAGGCGGCGGAAGUGCGUACGAUCUCGGUAGUAAUCGAGCAGAAAAGUCAUCAGACUGGCUAUCCAAACAGAGCGGUAGCUCGAAGAAGUGGAAAUGGGUCAUCAUCAUUGGUAUUGGCCUGGUAAUUGCCGCUGGUAUUGCGUGCGGCAUUGUCUUUGGCGUGGUUCUCAAAAACAAAAAUGGCUCGUCGAGUUCAUCCGGAUCGGCAUCGGAUGACGAAGAUGCCAACGGCGACCUCAAUAUCAACAGUUCUGAGAUCAAAAAGCUCCUGAACAACGCCGAUCUUCAUAAGAUAUUCCCCGGGGUCGACUACACGCCGCUCAAUACUCAGUAUCCCGAUUGCCUUCACUCCCCGCCGUCCCAGAACAACGUUACAAGAGAUGUCGCUGUACUUUCACAGCUGACCAAUACCAUCCGGCUCUACGGCACAGACUGUAACCAGACUGAGAUGGUGAUUCAUGCGUUGAAGCAGCUCAAGAUGGACGAUACUAUCAAGAUCUGGAUGGGUGUCUGGCAGGACAACAACGACACAACUAACGCGCGUCAGCUAGAGCAGAUGUGGACAAUUCUCGACACGUAUGGUGAGACGCCGUUCAAGGGUCUCAUUGUUGCCAAUGAGAUUCUCUUCCGAGAGCAAAUGACAACGAGCGAGCUUGGCACGCUACUAGCUUCUGUCCGGACCAACCUCACCUCCAAAGACAUGUCACUGCCGGUGGCGACGAGCGACCUGGGUGACAAGUGGACAGCCGAGCUGGCUCAACAGAGCGACUACGUCAUGGCUAAUAUUCAUCCAUUUUUCGGUGGCAUCAAUGCGAAAGACGCUGCAUCUUGGACAUACUCUUUCUGGGAGAAUAACAAUGGUCCCUACUUCAAAUCAGAUGCCGAUAAGAAUAUCAUCUCGGAGACGGGAUGGCCCACACAGGGCGGCACGGACUGUGGUACGGAUACCGUUACUGACUGUCCUGACGCUUCUGUCGCCGGGAUUGACGAGUUAAAUCAGUUCAUGGAGGAUUGGGUGUGUGACGCCCUGACGAACGGCACGCAGUACUUCUGGUUUGAAGCGUUUGAUGAGCCUUGGAAGAUCCAAUUCAACGAGGAGGGCAAGAAAUGGGAGGAUCAUUGGGGCCUGCUCGACGUGAAUCGCAAGCUCAAGAGCGGUGUCAAAAUUCCUGACUGCGGUGGAAAGACGGUAUAA